UAAUGUUUUCGUCGUCACAUCCCUCGGUCCACGAGGAAUGUCGGGUCUGUAUGAUUUAAAAAUAGCCCCAUCUCAUCUUCUGCCUGACACGCUGCUCCAGCGAGGCUCAUAGUGGUGCGAGCAGCAGGAAUGUGAAGAUGGCUACAGAUCUGGGAGAGCUACUGGUCCCGUACAUGCCCACCAUUAGAGUACCGAGGACAGGAGACAGGGUUUUCAAGAGCGAAUGCGCUUUUUCCUACGACUCUCCUGAAUCGGAAGGAGGUCUGUAUGUGUGUUUGAACUCAUUCCUGGGUUUCGGAAGAGAACAUGUGGAGAGACAUUACCGUAAAACUGGACAGAGUGUGUACAUGCACUUAAAACGACACGUGAAAGAGAAAGCCACAGGUGCUGCAGGGGGUGCCUUACCAAGAAGAAGGAACGGAAAAGUAUUUUUAGAUUUAGAGCUUAACCGUGAUUUUAACGGAGAUGAUUAUGAGUAUGAAGAUGAAGCCAAGCUUGUCAUAUUUCCAGACCACUUUGAGAUCCCUUUACCAAAUAUUGAGGAGUUGCCCGCACUGGUGACAAUAGCCUGUGAUGCUGUCCUCAAUGCUCCGUCUCCAUACAAAAAGCAGGAAUCUGAUUCAUGGGAAGAGGAGAUCCAAGUAUCUAAACAUGCCAGAAGUCUCAGACAGCAGGAGAAUGGGGUUCGAAUUCCUCCCAGCGGCUGGAAGUGCGCCAAGUGUGAAAUGAGAGAGAACCUGUGGCUGAACCUGACGGAUGGCUCCGUCCUCUGUGGGAAGUGGUUCUUUGAUGGGAGCGGAGGGAACGGACAUGCCCUUGAGCACUACAAAAAAACCAACUUCCCCCUGGCAGUUAAACUCGACACAAUCACCCCAGAUGGAGCAGAUGUUUAUUCGUUUGACGAAGAAGAAGCAGUGCUUGAUCCUCACAUAUCAGAACAUUUGUUACACUUUGGAAUAGAUAUGCUGCAAAUGCAAAGGACAGAGAAUGGCCAUCAUACAGACAACCACGUCCAGCCUCGUGUGAGUGACUGGGAAGUUAUUCAGGAGGCGGGUCUAAAGCUAAAGCCUGUCUAUGGCUCAGGAUAUACAGGCAUCAAAAACCUGGCCAACAGCUGCUACCUGAGCACCACUAUGCAAGUGCUUUUCAGUAUUCCAGAGUUCCAGAGAGCGUAUGUUGGCAACCUACAGAGAAUAUUUGACUACUCACCCCUUGAUCCAACUCAGGAUUUCAACACACAAAUGGCGAAACUCGGUCAUGGACUUCUGUCAGGCCAGUACUCAAAACCUCCAAUGAAAUCAGAACUUAUUGAACAGGUGGUGAAAGAAGAACACAAGCAGCAGCAAAGAGGGAUUUCCCCUAAGAUGUUUAAAGCGCUGGUCAGUAAAGGACACCCAGAGUUCUCCUCGAACCGGCAGCAAGAUGCUCAUGAAUUCUUGCUGCACUUAAUUAACCUGGUAGAGAGGAACAGUUCAGGCUCAGAGAACCCCAGCGAUGUGUUCCGCUUCUUAGUUGAGGAGCGAGUGCAGUGCUGUCAGACACAGAAGGUGCGCUACUCACAGCGAGUGGACUACCUCAUGCAGCUUCCUGUACCCUUGGAGGCUGCCAGCAACAGAGAGGAGUUAAUAGCAUAUGAGAGUAAGCGUAAGGAAGCUGAGGAGAACAUGCGGCCCCCUCCAGAGCCGGUGAGAGCCCGAAUCCCUUUCACUGCUUGUCUGCAAGCCUUCACUGAGCCUGAUAAUGUUCCAGACUUCUGGAGCUCUGCACUGCAAGCCAAGUCAGCCGGAGUGAAGACUUCUCGUUUCGCAUCCUUCCCAGAGUACAUGGUCAUGCAAAUAAAGAAGUUCUCAUUCGGGGUUGAUUGGGUGCCCAAAAAGUUAGAUGUUUCUGUUGAUGUACCUGAUUUCCUGGACUUGAAUCGCCUCCGGGCCACAGGGCUACAGACUGGAGAAGAGGAGCUGCCUGACCUUACACCUCCCAUUGUCAUUCCUGAAGACACCAGAGACAGUACAACAAACAACUCUUUGGAAUCUCCAGAAAUAGAUGAAUCAUCCGUGAUGCAGCUGGCGGAGAUGGGUUUCCCUCUGGAAGCCUGUCGGAAGGCAGUGUACUACACUGGGAAUAUGGGGGCAGAGAUGGCCUUUAACUGGAUAAUAGCACACAUGGAAGAGCCAGAUUUUGCUGAGCCUCUGGCAGUUCCCACUUACAUGGAACCAGACCUGCCCAGCCCCAGCCUCCCUACGACCAGUGCACUGGACAACCAUCCUCCAGAAGAGAGCAUCUCCAUCCUCACCUCCAUGGGCUUCCCCAGACAUCACACAAUCCAGGCUCUCAAAGCCACAAGCAACAACUUGGAGCGUGCGCUUGACUGGAUAUUCACACACCCGGACUGUGAGGAUGAGAGUGAGGCUAUGUCAGACACCGCAGACACAGAGGCGAACGAUAACAGCUUUUCAAAUGCCAAUGCGCACAGCGACUCCUCACUGUCUCCAGAUCAGGACCUGUCCAGCCCCCGUGUCAGAGACGGACCCGGGCGUUACGAACUGUUUGCCUUCAUCAGUCACAUGGGAGCAUCCACAAUGUCUGGUCAUUAUGUGUGUCAUAUCAAAAAAGAGGGCAGAUGGCUGAUUUACAACGACCACAAAGUAUGUUUGUCAGAGAGGCCCCCUAAAGACUUGGGCUACAUGUACUUUUACCGGCGCCUGUCAAGCUGCUAGAUCUGGACCUUCAUAACAAUAUGCACAGCCGUCUGGCCAGAGAGGUGUGUGGGGCACCACUAACACUGCUGGAAACUAGGGAAGCAUUUACAUCUGUGAGAUCAAGAGAGGACCUCUCAGUCCCUGCCAAGACCCGCACAGACGCUCAUACCACGAGAACGGUCCAGCAGGGAAAACAACGCGUGUCGUCCAUCUGAGUUUUGUUUAUUUGUUUGUCUUGUGUCUGCUUUAAAGGUACAGUGGGGUGCGUGCAAUUUUAGGUAUGCAGAUUAUUUUCCUAAAAUAUUCUCAAAUUAUUUGUCACAUUUUGUGUGAGCUGCAAUCAAUCCAAAACAUAAUGUAAUUAUUUCACUUUUUUUUUCAUGCCCAUGCAGGAAAAAAAAAAAGUGUAAGCAGUCAUGUUUAUUGACAUAUUGGAUUAUGUUCCUUGUUUGGUAGGUCUUAGUUUGCUGUUAGAUGUUUAUUCUACCAUUCAGAUUGAUCCUUUUAUGUGGCACCAUCGACUUGUUCUUUAAAGGAAUCGUUCACCCAAAAAAGAAAAUUUCCUGAAAAUUGACGUCCAGUAUGUAGAUGAAUUUGUUUCUUUAUUAAAACAGAGUUUUGCAGAAAUGUACCAUUCACUUUCUCAACAAUGAAUUCUCUGUAGUGAAUGGGUGCCGUCAGAAUGAGAGUCCGAACAGCUGUAAAAACAUUGCAAUCAUCCGCAAGUAAUCCACACGACUCCAGUACAUCAAUUAACAUUUUGUGAAAUGAAAAGCUGCAUGUUUGUAAGAAACACACACUUCGCAAGAUGUUAACAGAUGUGUGUUGCUUUUAUCAGCAGUUUGGACCUUCAUUCAGACAACACCCAUUCACUGCAGAGGAUCAAUUGGUGAGGAAGUGAUGUAAUGUCAAAAAUCUCCAAAUAUGUUUCAAUGAAAAAACAAACUCAUCUACUUCUAAGAUGGCCUGAGGUUGAAUGCAUUUUCAUUUUAUUAUAUACUAUUCCUUUAUUGGAGGUUUAUUGUACCCAGCAGAACACGUUUCCAUACCUUUAGGCAGAAGUGAACUUGUACUUUUAUGAUUUUUUCAUAUUCAAGAAGAUCGAGCCUCAUGUAUUGGCAUGACUUGAAGAAUAUUAGAUUUGUACAAUGUCAUCCUAUUCAACUUUAUGAUAGCUUUCAGUCAGUUUGUGAUAGCUGACCAGAAAAUGCAGCGAUAACACAUAUUCACGCAAUGUUCAAGUGCUUAACUUUGAUCAUAUCUAAAGCCGUUUAAAAGGCUGGGAUGCAUCUGAAAUUGUUCCGUUUCAUUGACUUCCAGUCUCAAAGAAUGUAAAACUGUUUUUUGCAAUAUGUGAUGACAUACUGCAUAUAAAACUGAAUUAUAUGCAGUGUCAUACAUAGAUCUAUCUCAGAUACAUGUAUGUAUUGGUGCUCAGUGUUACCAAAUCUCAAGCUUUAUGACAUAUCUGACAAACCUGGCUCCGCCUCCAUCAAUCUUUACCAAUUUCAACAAACAAAAACCGAAUAGGUUCUUGGCAAGUAUCCUUUAAAGUGUUUUAUUAUGCUGUGAGCCUCAGUCUGAACGUUAGUGCUGAUUUCAAAUGUUAUAUUCAUUGUUUUAUGAUAUAAUCUCACUCAGGCUGAGGUGGGGCCUAUUCAUCUCCAUUUAUUUCAACUGGAUGUUGCACAUUCUGUUGUAGAUUGUAUCCUGUCAUGUUCAUUUCUGUUGUGCACUAUCUUUUAUGUUGGGAGUUCAGUGUCUUUGUUUCUUUACCUCGUGUUGUGCGUGUGUCUUAUCCAGCCGAGGUUCUCUCGCUCUUUUCUCUCCUUCUCUUUCUUACUUUGAAUGAAUAUUCAUACCAGUUUCCUCCUGCUUCUCUUUCUGUCUCUUUUCUUUCUGCUCUCUUUUUGGGUGUGAAAGUGGAUGCUUUAACCACACCUUUCUCAAACACGCCUUGAUUUAUUAUUUCAGUAUGUGCGCUAACAAUCAGAGGUUAGUCAGUUGACAUUUUGACAACAGAAGGUCAAGUGGUACGGUUUUAUUAGUGAUCCUAUUUUUAUUUUUUGCAAAAAGUGUGCCAAUUCUGUAGUUACUUUACAAACUAUAAUUUUUUUUAAUUAUUUUUUUUAAUGGAUUUUCUGAUCCAUGUAUUGCUUAGAAACACAAACAUGGCAAAUGUGGGAAUCCUCGUUCGGAAAUCUGUUCAAACAUACUUGUGACUCGUAAUGUUUGUAUUGUUCAUUAAAAUCCACAGUUGUUUCUCUUU
Messenger RNA from Carassius auratus (goldfish), 4968 nucleotides. RefSeq names its product ubiquitin specific peptidase 13 (gene usp13). The transcript is spliced from 21 exons. The record is from RefSeq and is a predicted model, not a curated record. Gene Ontology annotation, biological process: protein deubiquitination. The coding region runs from base 138 to 2717 and encodes 859 amino acids. Lineage: Eukaryota; Metazoa; Chordata; Actinopteri; Cypriniformes; Cyprinidae. Gene Ontology annotation, molecular function: protein binding; zinc ion binding; cysteine-type deubiquitinase activity.